AUGAAUACGGUCAAGGUUCAUUCACUUUCUACUAAAAACAUGAUGGUGGCUUUAAAUUUCUCAUUACUUCAAGGUGAUUAUGCAGUAGAAGAGAACUCAACUGCUGGGAACUCAACUGGCCAGAACACGAAGGAAGAGGUCCAUUUGAACCUGCAGUCCCACCAUAUUCUGAUUGCAUUUUUUCACACUGUUAUUAUCAUUCUGGGUGUCCCAGGCAAUGCUGUAGUUAUUUGGAUUGCAGGAUUUAAAAUGAAGCGCACAGUCAAUUCAAUCUGGUUCUUAAAUCUGGCUUGUGCUGACCUUGUUUGCUGCCUCUGCAUUCCUUUUGUGAUGUACACUGUUGUUCAUAAUCAGCAUUGGCCUUUCGGUUUUCAAAUGUGCAGGUUGAUCUAUGGCGUUAUUUACAUAAGCAGUUUCUGUGCUAUCUUUUUGCUCAUGAUCAUCAGUUUGGAUCGUGUAAUUCUUGUGGCCAAACCUGUGUGGUGUCAAAACCACCGUAAGACAUAUUGUGCCAGUCUGAUGUGCUUUCUGGUGAUCAUUGUCCUCUAUACAAAGGCUCUGGUUUACUGCAACAGCUGUCUCAACCCGUUGAUCUAUGUUUGCAUCGGCCAGGACUUCAAGGUGCACAUGUGCAAAUCCUUCAGGGCUGUGAUGGAGAUCUUCAUGACUGAUGAUCUUUCCUCUCGUUCUGUGACCACCUUCACCCCAAUGUCCUUCUCAAUAAAUUAUCAAAUAUCUCAUAUCUGA
Messenger RNA from Polypterus senegalus (gray bichir), 747 nucleotides. Its product is annotated as C5a anaphylatoxin chemotactic receptor 1-like. Gene Ontology annotation, cellular component: plasma membrane. NCBI's taxonomy places the organism in Eukaryota, Metazoa, Chordata, Cladistia, Polypteriformes, Polypteridae. Gene Ontology annotation, molecular function: G protein-coupled receptor activity; complement receptor activity. The coding region runs from base 1 to 747 and encodes 248 amino acids. The record is from RefSeq and is a predicted model, not a curated record. The transcript has 3 exons. Gene Ontology annotation, biological process: phospholipase C-activating G protein-coupled receptor signaling pathway; complement receptor mediated signaling pathway; inflammatory response.